Molecule: messenger RNA, 1641 nt
Organism: Gongylonema pulchrum
Lineage: Eukaryota; Metazoa; Nematoda; Chromadorea; Rhabditida; Gongylonematidae
Source: the annotation of a GenBank genome assembly
AUGCAUGCUGGGCGGUGCUAUUUAAAAACCCGGAUUAUCGUUGGGCCAGGCGCGAAGAAAGAGGCGCAGCUGUUGGGUUUGGGUCUUAUCAAAUUGCGCACCAAACAAAAGGACUGGCUUGCUGAUGCGAAGAAAUAUGCCAGAGAACAGUCCAUCAAACAGGUGCUCCUACGACAGACACUCGCCCAUCAGCAAAACCAACAAAAAGUGGCCAUGUACGCGCAGGCGCUGUCGCUGAUGGCUCGCGUCUAUAUUGGCUCGAUAAGUUUCGAAGUGCGUGAAGAGAUGAUCAAAAAUGCGUUUGCAGUGUUCGGCCCGAUCAAAUCGAUCAACAUGAGCUGGGAUGCCGUCACCGGGCAUCACAAAGGUUUUGCAUUUUUGGAAUAUGAGAUUCCGGAAGCGGCGCUGCUGGCACAGGAAUCCAUGAAUGGUGUACUGAUGGGCGGCCGUAAUCUCAAGGUCGGACGGCCGUCGAAUAUGCCACAAGCGCAACCGAUUAUCGAAAUGGUAAUGCAGGAAGCGAAGGCUUAUCAUCGCGUGUACGUCGCAUCGGUUCAUCCCGAUCUCUCGGAAUCCGAUCUCAAAAGUGUAUUUGAAGCAUUCGGUGAAGUAACAAAAUGUCAACUUGCACGAGCUACUGGUCCAAAUGCUGGCAGUGGACACAGGGGUUUUGGAUAUUUGGAGUUCAGUAAUGCGCAGUCAGCGGCCGAAGCUAUUGCUGGCAUGAACAUGUUCGACUUGGGCGGGCAAUUUUUGCGUGUCGGCAAAUGUAUCACUCCGCCGGACGCACUAACAUACAUUGUUCCCACUUCGACAGUCAAUCUGCCCACUGCUGCCGCUGUUGCGGCUGCUGAAGUUACUGCUAAGAUUCAAGCGGAAGAAAUGACGGCCAAGAAAUCGCCGAUUACGUCGAUAGUCACCGGCAAAUCAUCGCCAUCUCUCCCGGCCGCGAUUCCAAUGGUAGCACACGGAUCGUCGCCACAGCCAUACGGGACGCCAACAACAGUGCCUCCGAUUGGAGUGGCCACAGUGCCACCAGUUGGAAUAGCAACAGUACCGCCUGUUGCAGUAGCACCAGCAAUACCAGCGGUCGGAAUAGCCACACGUCCUGCAGUUGCAGUAGCCACCCCGCCCCCUCCGCCAGCAGCAGCAUCCACAUCGGGGCUGUACUCCCCAACAGUCCCUCCACCACCACCACCCACCACUGUCACUCCUGUCUACCAGGCAAGUGGAUUUUUGACAAUAAUAACACUGAAUUCGGUAACAUGCGCAGCACCGGACAACAUUCCCACGCCGCCUCCACCAGCUGGAACACCACCGCUACCUCCAGGAUCACCUGUAGCAUCUGGCGGCCGCCGAGGUUUUGGUGGAUAUGCGAAGCAAACUCCGCCAGUCCAAGUUGUUAUUCCACCACCACAAGUCAUCUCAUCCGUGCCGUUACCGGCAAGCUCAAUUCCCGUCCCACCAACAGCGGUGUCUUCAAUACCUCCUCCGCCGCCUGCGAUGCUUGCACCAACGCAGUCGCUGAUAUCCAGGAUAAACAUUGGAACGGCCACGAAGAACUGCUCGGUGGAACCUGCCACAUUUGCUCCCUUACCAGCAAACAUUGCGCCUGUUGAUCGGAAACCGUUAGUUGUUUGA